AUGGACGAUAGCUUAGAACAUAGCGAUGUUAUACACGGAAUAACACAGGACGUUUAUCAGGUAAAUACCGAACGAUAUCGCCUUGUAGUACUCAGUCGAACGUAUGUUUAAAUUUUGUUCUAAUUUGUUUCAGCGAAUUAUCGAUUUGGGGCCGCAACUACGCGAAUUUGUAGCGUCGGCAAAACAAUAUCACAAAGCCUUACUGAGUAAGUGCAAUACUAUACAACAUUUUAUGAAUUGUUGGGCUUUGCGUCCGUUUAAAGUUUAUUUUUCUUGGUUUGAAGGUGCUUCCGUUGCUGCGAAUACAUUCUAUCAAGGCUUUACUAAAAUUGCUCAUUUGGCGUCCGAAACCAAGGGAUCAAAUAAACUACUAGGUCUGUGUCAUUUAUCUUUUUUAAUAUCCAUAAAUCUGACAUUUAUGCCUUUGAAUCGUGAGAAUUUUGCCCUUAUUUGCUUUGUGGCGUGUUUGAGUAGAAAAUAAUAUCGGACCUGAAUUGAGUUGAACAAAAAUUUUAAAUCUUUGGAAGGUAAUUACGAAUUUUAUAUAUUAAAGUGACCGGUAACGUAACAAAGUAUCGAACGAUGAGAACUAUUAUAAUGUUUAAUCAUCGAUGCAUGGCGGUUGCUAAGUGCAUAAUGCCUAACUUUUGUGGUAUUUGUAAUUUUGCACAACAGUAUAUAAUUAUUAAAUAUUGUCCUUUUUCCGGCCGCACGACAACAAAAUCGAAGUUCCAGAGUUUCAUGCGGAUGUUGUUAUAAAUCUCUCAAAUCUAUGGAAAUGAUUUAUCGAGAAAAAACAACAUUUUAGAAGUGUUUGUUGUUCUUGUGACACCUUGCAUAUUUUCCAUAAUUAUAAUUUUGGUGUGAACAAAUGUCAAUGUUGACUUUUAAUUUUUUGUUUCGUACGAACCCGACAAACAUGUAAAAUAUUCAUUUAAAAGGUGCUGUAUUAGCAAAUUCUUCCGUUUUAGGUUUGUUUUGGCCUGUAUUGAAACUUUAUACGUUAUUAAUUUCAAGAGGGCGUUUUUUUGGAGGCUUAUAUUAAAACGGACGCCCGGUAGAAUUUGCGGUUUGUUUUUAAUUGAAAACCGAAAGGCCAUAUUAAAUGUUUGGACAGGAAAGGCGACUUUUUGAUUAUAUCCUUAAUGCGAUUUGACAUGUGUUGUUUUGUAUUUUCGGUUUAAUAAUCUCCUGAAAUUUUUACAGAACAAGUUUCUUUGUGUGUUCUUUUCAUUAAAAGCGAGUUUAAGAAUGAAUUUUUUUUUAAAGUUUAUUUAAUUGUGUUUGACCAGCUAUAGGAGAAUUGUUGACAAUGAUUUAAAUUAUCAAAUUUUUGUAGAAAAUUAACAUUUUAAGUAGUCAUGAUAGAUAAGAUGGGAAGAUGAAUUGUUUUGCCUAUAACAUUUUGUUUAUGCAUCUAGAGCUUUUAUUUUUUUAAUUGAUUAAGUAGAAAAUAAUCAAUUAAAUAUAACAUAACAUGUUGAAAUGAUAUAAAACUAUAAAGACAUUUCUUUUUUUUUUAAUCCUGCACAUUUAGACUAGUCUAUAUAUAGGCCCAUGUGUGGACAGGUGGCUGCUUAUCUUAUAAAGUCAAAAUGGCAUGCAGUUAGCACAUGGCCUCUCCUUGUUCUCAGGGGCUGCUUAUAUAUGGAAGCCGGGCUGUCCUGCAUAGAGAGACAGCCCGGUUUAAAGCAGGAUGAAUGUCCCUUGUGUUUAUAUAAGAAAAAUUCAUCUUGCUUGCCAGGACAGUUUUGUUGUUUUGACAGUUGUUAAAAAUAACUUGCGGUGGUAUCUUUGAAAUUUCGUCCUGGCGAGUCAUCCGGGUUUAAGCGAGAUCUUGCAAGUGAGUUCUUGGCAACUAGGCCAGCCAUUUGCCCAUAUAAGCGUACAAUAAUUUUUACUAUAAAAAUAACUACACAGUAAGAUCUCGCUUGCAGGGCUGUCUAGCUAAGCGGGCCAGCCUGGCUGCCAUAUAAACAGCCCCUAUAAAAUUUGUUUCUGAUUGUAGUAAGUGUAUUAGGGUUACAAAAGGGCGGGGGGGGGCGGUUCUAACAACUUCCAAUUUCCCCUGUGGAGGAGGUAUGGAUGUUUUCUGGAAUGACCCAAUUGUGCUGAAAGCUCAUAAAAAAAUCACCCAGUAUUUUGGUAGGUACACUGACAAGAGGUUUCCAAGGGUUUUGACAAACAUCUUGUGAGGGCCUCUAUGACAUCGUACAUGUCUGCUUAUGGCACCAAUUUUCUGUAUUAUUAGGCAAAGGUAUUUGCGAUAUCAUAGCAGUUCAUAAACAGAUUGAAAACCAGGCAAACCUUGUGGUAAGUGAACAGGGUUAAAGGGUACACUCCUCUUACAUCAUUGAAAACCACCACUGACUCAACUACCUGAACUAUAUAUAUGGCUAUUUCACAUUCAGAGCUGCCAUUGUUCAGAUAGUUAAGAACCUGGAGGCUAUGGUCUAUAGAAUGCUAUUUCCUGCACUAGAAAAUAACAUGAGAUGAAGAUUGGAAGGCAUAUGCUCUUUGAACAUAUUUGUUUCUAAUAGCGCAUUAGCGCUCAAUCUCUGAUCCCUAAACAAUUUUUUAUUGGAUUUGGAAGAAUUAGAAAAAAAAUAGAAAAUGUUAAAUAUUCAGUCCUCUUUGAAUGCAAUUAUAGGAAUACACUGUAUUUCAUGAGACUUGAAGUUCAGCCCCAAAGCCAGACUCACAGAUGAACUGUGAGACUUGUCAGGUCUGCACUGUUAGUAGUUAGUAGUUGUCUAGGAUGUUUAAAAAAGAUGCUGAAUUAUAAGCACAUGACAAGUGAUUUUAUGAGCACAUGAAAUUUGCCAUGCCUCACCUAUGGUAUUUUUUGGACCACAGCAAGUUUUGCCACCCUGGGGGAAUGCAUUUUUUCUAACACUUCAUAUUAUUUUAUUUAGCUAAAAGCCAUCAGUCAAGAUUUUGUUGUCCCCCUUGAAGAUUGGAUUGAAAAUAAGAUUAGCUUAACAAAAGUAAAAUAUAUAUAAUGGAUGUCUCCGAAGUGUGCAAACACAUAACAAAUUUCAUGCCAAUCAUAUUCAUGCCUGCAAAUGUUGAAAAACAAUCAAUUAUUUUUUUGUGUUUGUUACUACUGUAAGAACUGGAUUGAUUGUAAACAUGCCAAAAGUAUGUAAGGCGUAAAAAAAUACCUGUGGUUCCGGUUUCAUAUCGCAAAAAAAUUAGGGUCGGUAGGUCGGAAAUAAUUUUUUUUUUGAAUAUUUUUUUCAUGUUUUUUUCAAUAAUUGGUGUGACAACAGACACCAUUUUGGCAGCAGCCUGCAACCACCUGGAGAAAAUAGGGUCGCACGGUCAAUCGCGUUGAAAAAAUAAUAGGGUCGGCAGAAAAAAAUAGGUACUUUUUUUUUAUAGGUACUUUUUUUCAUAGGUAUUUUUUUUACGCCUAAGGGAUGACCGUCAACAUUUGUUGGUAUGAAUAUGAUACAGGGACUGUGGAGCCUGUUUAAAAGUGGGGGGGGGGCAGGAUAGCAUGGGAGUUAUGCCACACAGGCAGGCUGGGUUUUAUCCGGUAAUUUUUUUGGCAUCCCCUGGUCCAGCGGUCCCUGUGAUAUGAAUUUGUGGUGUGUGCACACACUUUGGUGACAUCCAUAAUAUAACAUAUAAAUUAUACGUCCAUUUUGUUGGUGUUGAACAAAUUUAUGAAUUUUAUUUAAUAUUUAUGGAUUUUAAUUUUUAUGUUUUAUUCUUGUUCUAGACGAAGCAGAAAAGUUAUUUGCAAGAUAGCAAAAGUGCUUUAGAGGUAGAUUAUCUGAUCUGUUACAGUAAUAAAGGUUGCUAGAACUAGGGAGUGAUUACCUGGAAGCCGUACUGUCAUGCUCAAAACGUCAGCCCUCCUGCUAUAUCUUGGUAAAGCCACUUUUGUUAAAUGUCUGUUCUCUGAAAAUUGCAGCUUGUUGAGAAAUCCAAAUCGGACCUUACUAAAGUGCGAAAGAAAAGUCAAAGAAGCAAGACUAGUGACAAAUAUGACACGAAAGAAAAGCAG
Molecule: messenger RNA, 4015 nt
Organism: Paramuricea clavata
Lineage: Eukaryota; Metazoa; Cnidaria; Anthozoa; Malacalcyonacea; Plexauridae
Source: the annotation of a GenBank genome assembly